Molecule: messenger RNA, 891 nt
Organism: Parnassius mnemosyne (clouded apollo)
Lineage: Eukaryota; Metazoa; Arthropoda; Insecta; Lepidoptera; Papilionidae
Source: the annotation of a GenBank genome assembly
AUGUCCGCUGCUUGGGUGGAUUACAAAAAGGCAUAUGACUCUGUUUCACAUUCAUGGCUAAAGAGAGUUUUAGAAAUAUAUAAAAUAGAUGAAAAAAUUUGUAAGUUUUUAAGUAAAUUAAUGGGUCAGUGGAACACUAUCCUAAAUCUACCAGGUAAGUGGCAAAGUAGUUCGAUAGACUCUAUAAAUAUUAAGCGGGGUAUAUUCCAAGGCGAUAGUUUGAGCCCAACUUGGUUUUGUUUAGCCCUGAAUCCUUUAAGCACUGUUAUUGAGGAAUCUGGAUUAGGAUUUCGGUUUCGAAAAGAAAACUCACCCAUCUCACAUCUACUUUACAUGGAUGAUCUCAAGCUAUUCACAUCAAAAGAGAGUGAUCUAUUAUUAUUGUUGAAAUUAACACAUAGUUUCAACAAUGAUAUUAGAAUGGAAUUUGGAAUAGAUAAAUGUGCUGUCAUAAACGUAAAUAGGGGCAAAAUUAAAGAUUGUAAUAAUUUUGCAAUUACAGAUGACUUACAUUUCAGUUCUCUUUCUGAGACAGAAACCUAUAAAUACUUGGGCAUGGCAGAAGCGCUAGGAAUUAAUGACAAAAACAUUAAAGAAAAUUCAAAAGUAAAAUUUAUGUCAAGAUUAAAAAAAGUUAUCAAAAGUCAUUUAUCUGGCGGAAACAAAAUUAGAGCAUAUAACUCCUGGGUAAUACCUAGCCUUCUAUAUACUUUUGGUAUUACAAGAUGGUCUCAAACGGAAUUGGAUGACUUAGAUAGACGAGUCCGCACAUUAAUGACUACGCACAGAAUGCACCACCCGCGAUCAUCUGUCAUGAGGUUGUAUCUUCCAAGAAAAGAUGGUGGACGGGGCUUAUUAAACAUUAAAAACCUACACAACCGUGAAGUAUAA